Molecule: messenger RNA, 1266 nt
Organism: Papaver somniferum (opium poppy)
Lineage: Eukaryota; Viridiplantae; Streptophyta; Magnoliopsida; Ranunculales; Papaveraceae
Product: F-box protein CPR1-like
Exons: 1
Coding region: 1-1266 (421 amino acids)
Molecular function (GO): protein binding
Source: RefSeq, a predicted model, not a curated record
AUGAAUGCAGAUGAAACUCAGUUGUGCCAAGGGAAAAGAAAACUUGGAUGCUCAGAUGAAGAGAAACAAAAUGUCGAGCUAUAUAUUCCGGCGGAGAUUUACUUUAAGCAUUUCUUAAAGUUACCCGUGAAGUCUCUAUUAGCUUGUAAGUGUGUUUGCAAGACAUGGCAUGCUCUAAUAUCUAACCCUGAUUUUGUUAAGAAGCAACUUGAUCUUACUAUCCAAAGGAACAAACCUCAUCUCAUGCUUCAUGGGUUCAAGUUCGACUAUAGAGGUAAGCACCGUAACGUAUUCUACUCCAUAGAUCAUGAUUCGUUAGAGUUGUUAUUGUCCAAGGAUAGAUUUCGUGAAUAUGCAGUGCAAAUUGAUUACCCAUUCAAAUCCUUAGGUUAUUCGGUCGAACUUAUGGGUACUUGUGAUGGUCUUGUUUGCCUAUGGUUCAAUGCUAAACGUAAACGUUUCUUCUGUAUUUGGAAUCCAGCUACAAGAGAGUAUAAGGUAUUACCAAAAUCAAAUAAUAAACAUCCAAAUGAAAACAAUAAAUAUCGUGUCGGUAUGGCCGCAUUUGGUUAUAAUUACAAGAGUAAUGAUUACAAACUAAUAGCUGGUUUUUAUGAUGGUUUAUUCGAAGUCUACUCGCUACGAUCAAAUUCAUGGAAAACUAUUCGAUACUUAUCUUUUGAAUUACCGUAUGAGUUCAAUAUUAGUGAACCAUCCGGGGUGCUUGUUAAUGGAGUUCAUCAUUGGUUAGCCCGAAAUCAAGAAUCUCAUGAUAUCGUUAUAGUAUCUCUAGAUAUCACCAACAAGAAAUUCUAUGAACUGAAUUUACCAAAGGAACCUCUGGAAAAAGACCUGGAGUUUCGUAAUUUGGGGGUUUUGGAAGGGUGCCUUUGUUUAUUCGUAGUGAAUAUUGGUUGUGUUGAAGUAUGGGUGAUGCAGGAUUAUGGAGUUCAAGAAUCUUGGACUAAACGUUAUAUUACAAAUGAUGAAACAAUCGUAAAAGAGUAUAUGAGCCUUAUGUGGUCUUUUAAGAGUGGUGAGAUUCUCUUAGGGGGUGCUUCUAUUGGUCUGAAUUUAUAUUACCCUGAAAAUGACAUGCGUGCAAAACCAAACAUUAAUUCUAGAUCGACAUACUUGUACAAGGGAGUGUGUUACUCUCAAAGCUUAGUUUCACUCGCGUCUGGAACUUACGUAGGGAGAGAAGAACCAAUAGAGAAAUCAGAUGCUGGGGUUUUAGGAAAGAGAGGCAAAACUACAAGAAAUUGA